This is a messenger RNA of Phyllotreta striolata, 1071 nucleotides long. The record is from the annotation of a GenBank genome assembly. NCBI's taxonomy places the organism in Eukaryota, Metazoa, Arthropoda, Insecta, Coleoptera, Chrysomelidae.
AUGGAACUGGGAACUAUACAAACUCUAUAUACUUUUGAAACGGAAUAUAGCGCAGAUUCGGUAGAAUGGUGUCCUCACAAACCACAUCAAAACUUAUUCGUUUGUGCCAAUUAUCAACUAAUAGAAAACGAACAAACAGGUAAUUCCAGUAAAAGAAUAGGAAAGUUACUGGUGUUUCUUUUGGACGCGGACAAUGGCCUGAAGUUGAUACAAAGUAUGAACACUUCUGCAAUACUAGAUCAAAAGUGGUGUCACAAUAAAGUUAAUGAUUCUUCAGUCCUAGCUGUGGCCACUGCUGAUAAUAAAGUAGACAUAUACCAACUUAAUGAACAACCCUUAGAGCUAAAAUUGUUAACUUCUUGUAAUAUAAAUUCAAAUACUCCGGAAAAUUUAAUACUGUCCUUAGACUGGUCAACAGGUAUGUCAAAUUCGGGCAAAUUAGAAAUUGUUUGUAGCGAUUCAAAGGGGAGCCUGCAUAUACUGGAAUUUAAUGAUACUUUGAAUUUAAAGGAGAGUUGGUAUGGGCACGAAUUUGAGGCUUGGAUUGCCGGAUUUUAUUACUACGAUACAAACAUUGUGUUCAGUGGUGGCGAUGAUAGUUUAUUUCUGAAAUUCGACAGAAGGACAGGACUUGAACCUGUUUUCAAAAACAAAAGUCAUGAGGCCGGCGUAACUUCUUUCCACUCAAAUUCAACGAAAGAGUAUCUUGUAGCUAGUGGAAGUUAUGACGAGAAAAUCAGGUUGUGGGAUAUCAGAAAAAUGAAGACAGAAUUGAAUUUGAUCAAAAUGCCAGGAACACUUUGGAGAUUAAAAUGGGAUCCGUUUCAACACGAUAAACUGUUAGCAGCUUGUAUGCUUGGAGGGGUGCAUGUAGUAGAUAUUUCUGCAGAGCAAAGUGAGAUCAUUGGAAGUUAUUAUGAACAUAAAAAUAUCGCUUAUGGAGCGGAUUGGUCAUACCUAGAUAAUGAUGAAUGUGACAAACAUGUGGGAAAAACAGGACAAUGUAUAAUCGGUUCUUGUUCAUUCUAUGACAAAUUGUUAUGCAUAUCAAAAGUAGAUUUUAAUACAUAA